GCGAACAUCAGCAGCUCUGCCCCUUCAGUCCGUGACAGUACUGCUGUUUAACUAACCUGAAAGUGUCCAUCUGACAACACAGCUCCUACAUCUUCUCUUCCGCCCAGACUGCCGCGUCUCGUUUGGCUCGGUUCUUGCGAGUAACAUGCAGAAAAAGAAGAAGCCACAACCGAUCCAGCUUAACCCGAUUCCUGAUGGAAACACAUUCAACGGCACCGGAGCCUCAGAAACAAACUUGGAGGCGUUGCAGAAAAAGCUAGAGGAGCUCGAGUUGGAUGAACAGCAGCGGAAGCGCUUGGAGGCCUUUCUGACACAGAAGCAGAAAGUGGGAGAGCUGAAGGACGAUGACUUUGAGAAGAUAUGUGAGCUUGGGGCAGGCAACGGAGGCGUUGUCUUUAAGGUCUCACAUCGACCCUCUGGUCUGAUUAUGGCAAGGAAGCUGAUCCACCUGGAGAUUAAACCAGCCAUCAGGAAUCAGAUCAUUCGGGAGCUGCAGGUGCUACACGAGUGUAACUCCCCUUACAUUGUGGGUUUCUAUGGGGCUUUUUACAGUGAUGGAGAAAUCAGCAUCUGCAUGGAGCAUAUGGACGGAGGUUCUCUGGACCAGUCACUGAAGAAAGCAGGGAAGAUCCCCGAGCAAAUCCUUGGCAAAGUCAGCAUUGCUGUAAUUAAAGGACUUUCCUACCUGCGGGAGAAGCACAAGAUCAUGCACAGAGAUGUCAAGCCUUCUAACAUCCUGGUGAAUUCCCGAGGUGAGAUCAAGCUGUGUGACUUUGGAGUGAGCGGACAGCUCAUAGACUCCAUGGCCAAUUCCUUUGUGGGUACUCGGUCUUACAUGUCGCCAGAGCGUUUGCAGGGGACCCACUACUCGGUUCAGUCAGACAUCUGGAGUAUGGGACUGUCUCUAGUUGAAAUGGCCAUCGGACGCUUCCCUAUUCCUCCGCCUGAUUCUAAAGAGCUGGAACAGAUUUUCGGAUUCCCAGUGGAAGGGGAGGCAGCCUCAGGCGAGUCUUCCCCCAAGCCACGGCCUCCUGGCAGUUCAUGCGGACCAGACAGCAGACCUCCAAUGGCUAUAUUUGAGCUGCUUGAUUACAUUGUGAAUGAACCUCCACCGAAGCUGCCUGCAAUAUUUAGCUCUGAAUUCCAAGACUUUGUUAAUAAAUGCUUGAUUAAGAACCCUGCAGAGAGGGCCGACUUGAAGCAGCUGAUGGUGCACCCUUUUAUCAAACAGUCUGAGGCCGAGGAGGUGGACUUUGCUGGCUGGUUAUGCAGCACCAUUGGGCUCAGUCAACCUGCAACACCCACCCAUGGUACCGCAAUGUGAGAUCCCUCAUCUACUGCAAAGCUCAUAUCACAAGGUCCACUGAAGACCAAUUUGUAUUGUUCUUAAGAUGUUUAUACAGAGUAAUGUGUUUCAAAUUGCACAACCAAUAAUUGUACAUUAAGUGUACAAACUUAAAUGCCAAGUUUUAUUAUAUCAGACUAUUCUUUGGGCUAUCUCGCAGGCCUGCCUAAAAAGCCAUCUUUUUCUAAUCAAAUUUUGAGAAGUGCUGCUAAACUUGUGCUUGAUAUCGUUUAUCCCCUUCCCUCAAAUCCUUUUGUUCGCCAUAUGUUUAAGCUUUGGUCAGUUUAUGUGAUAACAGUAUUGUGAAUUAAAAGUCUGAAUGACACC
Molecule: messenger RNA, 1672 nt
Organism: Melanotaenia boesemani (Boeseman's rainbowfish)
Lineage: Eukaryota; Metazoa; Chordata; Actinopteri; Atheriniformes; Melanotaeniidae
Gene: map2k1
Product: mitogen-activated protein kinase kinase 1
Exons: 11
Coding region: 146-1324 (392 amino acids)
Biological process (GO): protein phosphorylation
Molecular function (GO): protein kinase activity; ATP binding
Source: RefSeq, a predicted model, not a curated record